AUGGACAUUUGUAAAAUUGCCUUUAAAACUGCUGCCUCAUCCCAGCCUGCUGUCUCCCAGUCUGCUGCUGCUGCCUCAUCCCAGCCUGUUAUCUUCCAGUCUGCUGCUGUCCCAUCCCAGCCUGCCUUUUCCCAGUCUGCUGCUGCUGCUUCUUCAUCCCAGCCUGCCACAGUCCAGUAUGCACCAGGCUUUCCUCUUCCGGAGCCUGAGGAGCUUUUGGCUGUGGAUGAGCGAAACAUUCCAGGAAUGGACCGGGUGGAUAGACUGUCUGAGUAUUUGGUAGAGCUGAGGUCGAGCACAGGGUUAACCCUCAACAAAAAGCAGGUUGAUGACAUUGUGUGCCUGUGGCAGAGCCUGCUUGAAUACGACAAGCAGCAUGUGAAGUUUCCUUUCAGAUACCAGGACAGGCUGACCACAGGGAGGUUCAGGUCCCCAAAAAAGAAGGCCGUUUUCAUCCCUGGAGUAGACAGCGUGAAACGAUGUGUGUUGGGGUCCACAGCAUCACCUGUCCAAUGGCCAGACUGCUGUCGUCUUGUCGAGGCAAUUUUCAUCAGGCUCUGUCGCAUACAUCAAAGUCCAAAGAAGAACGAAAAAGGAUCAUGCAGUCGCUGGUCUCUCAUUUUAAAUGACUACCGCAAGAUCCGGCAGCUGAUCCUUUCUAAUGGCGCCAUCCUGCAGGACACUACUCUCCAGCUAGUAGAAGUCAAUCAGACCACUCUGAUCAAUUGGCAUAAUAAUAAGUUUAAGAAGCAAGAUCAAACUCUUCUGCUUCAGGGAAUUGAUCUGCCUGACCCUUUUAGUGUUGCUGCUGAGGCUCUCCCACCUGCCAGUGUUCGUGCUGUUGCUCCACCUCAGGUCCAGGGAGAACAACAUAAUUACAACCUUCCACAGAGCACAGCUGGGCAAGCAAAACUGAAAAGGCGCACUUCGUGCAGUACAACUGAGGCGGUUAAAGCUAAGCAGACCCCCUAAGGCCAAUAAUUCCCAGGCCUGUUGGCAACACACAACAAGUUCCUUUCUUUGCCAGCCCGACGGUCACACUUGCCUCCCACAGUACCCCUACCUACACACUGAUUGCUGUCCCUCAAAACCCUCUUCCUACAGCCCCAGGUACUUUAAAUGUAAAUCCAAAACACAUUUAUGUCCUCCCUCCUACAGCUACAGUCAGUCAAUCUGAACACACUGCCCCUCGUCCGUACCACAGGAAGGUUGAGGCAAACACCUGUAGGAAGUGUGGGCAGUUUAGAACCACAGUGACCGGGCACAGCCAGUAUAGAGGGACAAUCUACUGCCCUGCCACAGAGACUCUAACAAAGGAGCAGUGGCUUGAAAAAGUAAAGAAAAAAAAAUAGUUUUACAUGUUUAUAAAUGUAUGUGUGUAUAUGUAUAUACUAAUAUGUAUAUAGUUUUAUAAAGUUUAUGCCUUUGUCUUUUAUUAUUUUUAUUGUGUUGGCAAAGUUUUACAG
Misgurnus anguillicaudatus (oriental weatherfish) is the source of this 1466-nucleotide messenger RNA. RefSeq lists its product as uncharacterized. The record is from RefSeq and is a predicted model, not a curated record. NCBI's taxonomy places the organism in Eukaryota, Metazoa, Chordata, Actinopteri, Cypriniformes, Cobitidae.